AUGGCCUGCCUCAGACCAAGGGCUCCUUUCCUGGGUCUUCCCUUGAGUCUUCUCUUGCUGGGGGCUCUCAUCCUGAUAGCAUCAGCCAUGGAAGCAGUCAGUCUGGUGGAUUUCUGUGACCAGACACUGCACGGCGAUGGGAUGAUUGUCCGCUCCCAUCCAGAUUCCCAGAAAUUCUACUUUGUGGCUGCUGAGACAGAUUGCUGGCUCACAGUGCAGGCUGCAUCCCCCCAGGACAGAGUCCUGUUCCAGUUCCGCUUCUUUCUGGUAUACAGCCUCACCCAGCCUCCUCCGUCCGAGCUACCCUGGCCAAACCCCACUGGGCCCAGCCAGCUGAGAGAGGCUCCCUGCACUACUGGCUCCUCCUUGCAGUUCUACGAUGGGCCAGCCAAGGAGGGUCCCCCCCUUGGGGGCCCGCUAUGUGGACUGACCAUCCCGGGCCCCGUCCUGUCCACAGGCAGAUUCCUGAGCCUGCGCCUAGUGACAAGGGGCCGGCAGCCCAGGGUGGAUUUUAUUGGGGACUUCACUUCAUUCCGAUUAGCUGUCCCCAUCCCAGGCUCCAGCAUCCCUCCCUGUAACCCCGGCUUCUACUUCCUCUGCCGCAACAAGAAGUGCAUCCCCCCGAGCUUGGUGUGUGACCCCUGGGGCAUCGACAACUGCGGGGAUGGCAGUGACCAGACGUCCUCCCCCCCUGCCAGCUGCAGAGGUCAGUGGCGGGCAUGGGCCUCCCUUGGCUGCGGGCAGGGCCCGCCGGGCCUAAGCAGCCCCCACUCCUACAGCACUCUAAGUUUUAGGAAACACUUUUCUCUGACUGCUCUCUGA
Molecule: messenger RNA, 822 nt
Organism: Antechinus flavipes (yellow-footed antechinus)
Lineage: Eukaryota; Metazoa; Chordata; Mammalia; Dasyuromorphia; Dasyuridae
Gene: LDLRAD2
Product: low density lipoprotein receptor class A domain containing 2
Exons: 3
Coding region: 1-822 (273 amino acids)
Molecular function (GO): protein binding
Source: RefSeq, a predicted model, not a curated record